Molecule: messenger RNA, 4576 nt
Organism: Sus scrofa (pig)
Lineage: Eukaryota; Metazoa; Chordata; Mammalia; Artiodactyla; Suidae
Gene: PARP4
Product: poly(ADP-ribose) polymerase family member 4
Cellular component (GO): cytoplasm
Molecular function (GO): NAD+ poly-ADP-ribosyltransferase activity
Source: RefSeq, a predicted model, not a curated record
CGCCGGGAGCUCGGAGCGGGCGGUGCGGGGCUGGGCCCGCCCAGGGCGGCGCCCGGAACCCGGGAACCCGGAGCCGGGAGCGCCGGGAAAGCGGAAGCAUCGGGGCGGGCAGCGCCCGAGGUCAGCGCCGGAGACGCCGGACCCCGGAGCCCGAGAAGCCAGAGCCAGGAGCGCCCGUGUUCAGCGCCGGGAGAGCCCGGAGCGGGACGGAUCCUCUGGCAGGAUGACCGUGGGCAUCUUUGAAGAUUGUACCUUCUGCUUGAAAGUCAAACACUUACCUCGUCAACAGAAGAGGAAGUUACAAACUGACAUUAAGGAGAAUGGUGGAAAUUUCUCCUUUUUAUUAAACGCUCAGUGCACACAUGUGAUCUUAGACAACGCUGAUGUUCUGAGCCAGUAUCAACUGAACUCUCUCCAGAAGCACCAUAUCCAUAUCACCAACCCAGAGUUUAUAUGGGAAUCUAUCAAGGAAGGGAAACUGGUGGACGUAAGAAAUUAUGACCCCUUAAAGUCAGUGGGCAUCGCGCCACCUCCUUGUCAAAAGGCAAGCAGCUCCGAAGUGAAAACCGAUGAUCCAUCCCUGGACAGUCACCCGGAGAAGGACGACGUGGCCCUCACCGAGUUUUCUACGGAGAAUGCUGAAAUUCCUCAUUUUCCUCAAGAUUUCGAAGUAGCAAAAUAUAACACCUUGGAAAAAGUGGGGCCGCAGGGAGGCUCGGAGACGGCGGUGGUGGAGCUGUGGUGCACGGGGCCGCCCGGGGAGCGCAUCUUCCUGACAUCUGCUCGCUUCCUCCUCGCCGACGGCACACAGACGAAGCGGCUGUUCUCUGUUCAGAAAAGCUCUGAAGACGCGAGUCAGCGCUAUGAGCGAUACGUGGAAGAGCUGCAGGAACAAGGGUUUCUGCUCCGAGAACAUUUUACACCCGAGGCAACCCAGUUAGCAUCCGAAAAACUGCAAGCAUUGCUCUUGGAGGAGGCAGUACCUUCGAGUGCGCUGAGCCAGGAAGUGAGCGGUUUGGUGGAGAUGAUUUGGGCAGAAGCUCUGGGCCGCCUGGAGCACACGCUGCUCAAACCUGUGAACAGGAUGAGCCUCAACGACGUGGGCAAGGCGGAGGGGGUUCUCCUUCUUGUCAAGAUGGCCGUGAAAAAGGGCGAGACAGCGGGGUAUCUGCACAAGAUGAUGAGCGAGUUCUACAGGUUAAUUCCUCACAGAGGCGUCCCAGCCGAGCCCGUCACCCUGCGGCUGGUGGCUCAGAAAGAGGACCUGUGCCAGCUAAUAAGAGACAUGGUUAGUGUCUGUGAAACUAAUUUGUCCAAACCCAACCCACCGUCUCUUGCCAAAUACCGAGCUUUGAGAUGCAAAAUUGAGCUGGUUGAGCCCAACACUGAAGAAUUUUCCAGAGUCAAGGAAGAGGUGCUGCGGAAUGAUCACAGAAAGAGUCCCGUGAACAUCCUGCAGAUAUUUCGCGUUGGCAGAGCGAGUGAAGCGGCAGAGUUUCUGAGCCAGCUGGGCACCGUGAGGCGCUUGCUGCACGGGUCUCCUGCCCAGAGCUUCGUGGGGAUCCUGUCCCGCGGGUUGCUUCUGCCCAAAGUAGUUGAAGAUCGUGGCGUGAAAAGGACAGAUGCUGGAAAUCUCGGGAGUGGAAUAUAUUUCAGCGAUUCCCUCAGCACAAGUAUCAAGUACUCGAGCCCAGGAGCCACGGACGGCACCCGGCUGCUGGUGGUCUGUGAUGUGGCGCUGGGCAAGUGCGUGGACUUGCAUGAGAAAGACUUGUCCUUGACGGAAGCCCCGCCGGGUUACGACAGCGUCCACGGGGUUCGAGGGACAGCCAGCGUCACCUCGGACUUUGAGGAUGAUGAGUUUGUCGUAUAUAAAACCAAUCAGGUUAAAAUGAAAUAUGUUAUUAAAUUUUGUAUACCUGGAGAUGAAAUAAAGGACUUUCAUCCUGGUGAUAAUACGGAAUUAGAGGAACACACACCUGAGAUUUCACAUUUUUCAAAGGUUGAAGAUCUCCAGUUACCGGACACCGACCCGCUCGGCCAUGUCAAGGCUGGCCUCCAGGACCCGUCUGGGAAUUCAGUUCCCCUGGAGGAUGUUCAUAUCAAGGGGAAAAUCAUAGACUUUGUAGCCCAGGUCAUUGUUUUUCAAACAUACACAAACCAAAGUCCUGUGCCCAUUGAGGCAAAAUACGUUUUUCCCCUGGACGACAAGGCGGCGGUGUGCGGUUUCGAAGCGUUCAUCAACGGGAAGCACAUUGUGGGAGAGGUGAAGGAGAAGGAAGCAGCCCACCGAGAGUACGGAGCGGCAGUCAGUCAAGGUCACGGCGCAUACCUGAUGGACCAGGAUGCACCGGACAUUUUCACCGUCAGUGUUGGCAACUUACCCCCUAAGGCUAAGGUCCUGAUCAAAAUCACCUACAUCACGGAGCUCAGCCUGCAAGGUGCCUGCGCUGCCUUCUUCCUGCCGGCCACCGUGGCCCCCUGGCAGCAGGACAGAGCUGUGAAUGAAAACACUCAGGAUACGGUCAAGAAGAUUUGUAUAAAGGAAAUAGGAACACAGCAAAGCUUUUCUCUGACUCUCUCUAUUGAGAUGCCACACCUGAUUGAAUUCAUCUCCAGUGACACCCACCAACUGAGACAAAAGAGAACGGAUUGCAAAGCUGUAAUUAGCACGGUCGAAGGUAGCUCCCUGGACAGCAGUGGAUUUUCUCUCCGCAUCGGUUUGCUCGAUGCGUGUCUUUCAAGGAUGUGGGUUGAAAAACAUCCAGAAAAAGAAAGUGAGGCCUGCAUGCUGGUCUUUCAGCCAGACCUUGGCAGCAUCCCCCCCGAGCAAGCCGAGCGGAGCGAAGUGGUCAUUUGUCUCGACUGCUCCAAUUCCAUGGAGGGCGAGACUUUCCUGGAAGCCCAGCAGGUCGCCCUGCACGCGCUGUCCUUGGUGGGGGAGCCGUGGAAGGUGAACAUCGUCAGGUUUGGCACAGGUUACAAGGAGCUGUUUUCAUACCCCAAGUGCGUCACGAGCAGCAGCACAGCGUCCGAGUGCAUCAGGACCGCUGCGCCCACCAUGGGAAACACAGAGCUCUGGAAGGUGCUCUGGCAUCUAAGUUUGCUCCCGCCUGCUCACGGGCUGCGAAACAUCCUCCUGAUCUCAGACGGGCACCUGCAGCACGAGAGCCUGACCCUGCAGCUCGUGAAGAGGAACGCCCAGCACACCCGGCUGUUCUCCUGCGGCGUCGGUUCCACAGCAAACCGUCAUAUCUUAAGGACUUUGUCCCAGUAUGGUGCUGGAGCAUUUGAAUAUUUUAACUCAAAGUCCAAACACGGUUGGAAAAAACAGAUAGAAGACCAGAUGGCGAGAUUGCGUUCUCCGAGUUGCCACGCAGUCUCCAUCAAGUGGCAGCAGCUGAGCACAGGCGCACCUGCGCCCCUGCAGGCCCCAGCCCAGGUGCAGGCCUUAUUCCACAAUGACCGACUCCUCGUCUAUGGAUUUAUUCCUUACUGCACACAGGCAACUCUGUGUGCAAUAAUUCAAGACAAAAAGUAUUCUACCGUGGUAUCAACUACUGAACUUCAGAAGACAACGGGAACAAUGAUUCACAAGCUGGCAGCUCGAGCUCUGAUCAGAGACUACGAGGACGGCGCUCUCCACGAAGACGAGACGCAUCACGAGAUGAAGAAGCAAACCUUAAAAUCUCUGAUUAUUAAACUCAGUAAAGAAAACUCCCUCCUCACACAAUUUACAAGCUUUGUAGCAGUUGAGAAAAGGGAUGGUAACGAGUUACCCUCUCCUCACAUUCCAAAUAUUUCGGAACUUAUUGCCAAAGAAGACGUAGAUUUUCUGCCGUACAUGAGCUGGCAGAAGGAGCAACCAGAUACCAGCACGGUACAGCUUCUUUCAGCGUUCUCUGAAAGCAACGACGAAUUCAAACCGAAACGUCUGUCUAAGAAAAAACUUAAGCUGCAGAAAUCUGCGGGCUUCGCAGCGGGUACCUUCCAAGGCAGAACGGCGCUCUCGGCGAGCCGCGUGGCGGAGCUGCCGCUGGAUUUCAGUCGGAUGGAGGCGCUCGAACCAACGGGAGUGGAGCCGCUGUUUCCACCACUGGGUGUGGCCAGCGCUUCUGCCGCCCCUCUCGGGCCGCGUUUCCUCCGCGCCCCGGCUCUGGAUUCGGCCCCGGGCGGGGCGCCCAGCUUUCUCUUCGGCUCCCCCCCGCGUCCCCUUGAGCUGGACGGGGCGCCCCACGUCUACCUGGGCCUCGCCGCCUCCACGCCGCCGCCCAGGAUCCACCUUGAGGGAGUUGGGGCUGCCUUCCGGGCCGGCGCCGCCUUUGGCUCCACCUGCAGCGCCCGCGCCCCGCCCGCGCCCCCGCUCCUCCCGGGCGCCUCUCCUCUUCCCCGUCCAACACCCCUAGCUCUCUGGGGUGCCCGUGACCUCUCCCUCCUCGCUCGGCGAGAUUGCUCUCCUCCAGUUCCCGCAGCAGCUCCUCGGAGCCCCAGCUACUCCCUUCCCCCUCCCCUUCCCGGGUCCCCGGCUGUUCCUCCUCCCCCUCCCCUUCCCGGUUCCCCGGCUGGUCCUCCUCCC